AUGAGAAUCCAACUUGCGAUCAUCUGGUCCAGCGGCGCGGUACAUGCGCAAGCGCAUGAGUUCUUAAAUCGUUAUCGCACACAUGGGCAAUUAGUCCGAGUUGACCGAGGCGACAGGCGGUGCCGAUUGGUCGGUGGCAGCGUGACGUCAUCAACGUCUGUGGCCUUCGCGCCUGAUUGGUCGACACGCGUCAUUUCGUCGAACACGUUUGUUCUUAUUUUAAGAGGUUCUGAGGUACGCUUUUGUGUACCGAGUCCCCCUAAUACGGAAUUGUUUUGA
This is a messenger RNA of Leptosia nina, 279 nucleotides long. The record is from the annotation of a GenBank genome assembly. NCBI's taxonomy places the organism in Eukaryota, Metazoa, Arthropoda, Insecta, Lepidoptera, Pieridae.